This is a messenger RNA of Linum tenue, 463 nucleotides long. NCBI's taxonomy places the organism in Eukaryota, Viridiplantae, Streptophyta, Magnoliopsida, Malpighiales, Linaceae. The record is from the annotation of a GenBank genome assembly.
AUUUAUCCUUCCCAUCUCUCUCUCGUCUCUCCAUCUCCCCACUCACAAUCUGUUCCCCAUCAAUCAAUCUCUCUCUCUCUCAUCUCUCCUCUAUCUCCCCAAAAUCUACUCCCCUGAUUUUCUCUCAAUUAAUCUCUAUCAUCUAUCUCCCAGACUCCCACUAAGAAUAUGCUCCCUAGAUUAGGGGUGGGCAUCGGUUCGAAUUGGAGGGAUGGCUGUUGUCGGCGUCAGCGUUCAUUGGCCAGAUGGGAGUAGAGCAGAGCAAGGCGACGGAUUGGAGGGAUGGCGGCAUUUGGUUUGGUUAGAAGGAGGGAGGAGGAGAAUAAACCAGUUGCGGCGACGGACGGAGAAUAGGGGCGAGGAAGAGACAGCGGCAGUGGCGAGGCAGAUUUCAAAGAUGCUGCGGCGGCGGCGACAGGAGGGGCUGGUGGGUUUCUAGAUCUUGUGACUUGUGGGAGAGGAA